This is a messenger RNA of Anguilla rostrata (American eel), 1354 nucleotides long. RefSeq lists its product as uncharacterized. The transcript has 6 exons. Lineage: Eukaryota; Metazoa; Chordata; Actinopteri; Anguilliformes; Anguillidae. The coding region runs from base 247 to 828 and encodes 193 amino acids. The record is from RefSeq and is a predicted model, not a curated record.
UGAAACUAAAUGGAUCACUGAACUUUUGCAGAUAAACCACCAAAGGCAGAGUUACAAUUGCUUCCUGUAGUAAUUUCCAUUAAGGAAUCAGUGAAUCUGAGGUGCAGGAGACCUAACUCUGCCCCUGCAUCCCACUGCACUUUCACCACUAAUCAGAGAGGACCGAUCAGUGGCUCAGACUGUGAGCGCUCAGUCACUGGAGCUGAGCUGCUCAGUGGGAGUCACAGCGCAAGGAAUGAGAUCACCAUGACAUGUUUCUACAGACUGGAGGAAGGAGGGAAACCUGCUCUUCAUAGUAACCCCUCCACAGUGACUGUGCUGGAUCUGAAGAAGCCCAAUAUCUCAGUCUCCACAGAACACACUGAAACACACAUUCACUGUGAAGCACCUCCUGACAUCACUGGAGCAAAGUUCUUCCUGUACUCCAACAAGAAUAGAAUACAUACUAAGGAAACCCAGGCUGGGACAGAAGAGCGAGCUUUCAGUUUCACUGUCCCCCGCAGCUCUGACUCCACUCUGACAUACUGCUGUAGUUAUCAGUUUAAGGGCAUGAACUCUAAACUGAGUGACUGUGCUGAAGCUAAGAACAAGGACCAGAGUGGAAGAACAAAAGACCAAAGAUACACCACCACAGACAACCCACAGACAGCUGUCACUGAUUCACCAUCAGAGUCAGCCAAGUUUCUGUGGCGACACAUCCUCAGUGUUCUGGUCCUCUUGGCUGCUAUUGGAAUACUCAUAGAAUACUUCAUCUCCCACACACCAACCACAGGCAGGAAGAGGAGAGGGAGUGAGAACACCGGGCAGUUUGUGGAGACAUUGUGCUGAGACAUGAGAGAUUAGCCUGUUUACCUCUACAAAUAUACAGUACACAUACCCAAUAAAAAUACACAUAAACCACACAUAAAUACAGAACAUGUAUAUUUAUAAACAACAUAACAUACAUAGUCACAAAAUGACAUACUGUUUUAACUUAAAAUAAAGAGUACUCUUAAAUAUUUACUACUGCAGUCUGUAUUUAUGCAAUGUCAUUUUUAACUUGUUUUAAUCCAUUAAACAAUGUAUGCUCUCAAUUUCAUAUUUAUUACAAGCACUGUUGUGAACCCAAGUUGGUUUGUUUAAAUAAUAUUGUUCUUAUUUUGUUCUUUUGUCCAUUAUUUUUGUUUCUUGUAUAGCAUAAAUUGAAAAAAUGACUAAGCUCGUCAUAAAAAAUACACACUGAAUAUUUGUUGGAAAUAAGGGCUGCAAGUUUACUCUUAUCUUGUGCAUCAAAUCAGAACUCUGUGCUCUUUUGCAGUGAAGACACAGAUAAUCAAAUUGGGAAUGCAAGGGAUUGUUUAGCAAGUCAGAUGUA